Molecule: messenger RNA, 3178 nt
Organism: Urocitellus parryii (Arctic ground squirrel)
Lineage: Eukaryota; Metazoa; Chordata; Mammalia; Rodentia; Sciuridae
Gene: Slc5a6
Product: solute carrier family 5 member 6
Biological process (GO): sodium ion transport; transmembrane transport
Cellular component (GO): membrane
Molecular function (GO): symporter activity
Source: RefSeq, a predicted model, not a curated record
UUUCACUUCCCCCUUUGGCAUACGCCCCUGUAGCCGCUCAGCUCCCGUGAGCCGACUGCAGACUCCCUCCGGCCCGCGUUCUGCUAGUCCAGAUGCCAAGGUUGCGCCCCCGCAGCGAUUCUGGCCUCUCCAUCCGCCCUCAGUAAACAUGGCGGCACAGCGGCUGGGGCGGGCAGGGGGCGGGGCCCCGCUGUCACCCGGCCUGGGCGCUGCGAGCCCAGCCCUCCAGCAAUCCACGUGUGGAGACCCGGCAGACAGGGAGCGAUGCUGAGUUCGGAAAGAAAGAAGGGACCUUCCUAGCCCUGGCUGAAGAACGGAGCUCACCCUGGACCAUGUCACUGGGUGGAAGAGGAGGACUGUGAUAACCGUGGCUGGGAGCCAGCUUGUAAGCUGCCUGAGUGGCAGCCCAGAACCCAGGAGCAGCACCUGACUGCAGACCACAGACACUGCGAGGAUGAGUGUAACGAUGAGCACCGCAGCCCCCCUCCUCUCAACCUCGCACCCAAGCGUGGCCACAUCUACCUUCUCCUUUGUGGACUAUGUGGUAUUUGUUCUGCUGUUGCUUCUCUCCCUGGCCAUUGGUCUCUACCAUGCUUUUCGUGGCUGGGGCCGCCAUACUGUUGGCCAACUGCUGAUGGCAGAUCGCAAAAUGAGCUGCUUUCCUGUGGCGCUGUCCCUGCUAGCCACCUUCCAGUCAGCUGUUGCCAUCCUGGGAGUUCCAUCUGAGAUCUACCGAUUUGGGACCCAGUAUUGGUUCCUGGGUUGCUCCUACUUCCUAGGGCUGCUGAUACCUGCUCACAUCUUCAUCCCCAUCUUCUACCGUUUGAAUCUCACCAGUGCCUAUGAGUACUUGGAGCUCCGAUUCAAUAAAGCAGUGCGGGUUUGUGGAACUGUGACCUUCAUUUUUCAGAUGGUGAUCUACAUGGGGGUCGUGCUCUAUGCUCCAUCUUUGGCCCUCAAUGCAGUGACUGGCUUUGAUCUGUGGCUGUCUGUGCUGACCCUGGGCAUUGUCUGCAACAUCUAUACUGCAUUGGGUGGACUGAAGGCUGUCAUCUGGACAGAUGUGUUCCAGACACUGGUCAUGUUCUUAGGGCAGCUGGCAGUCAUCAUUGUGGGGUCGAACAAAGUAGGAGGCUUGGGGCAUGUGUGGGAUGUGGCUUCCCAGCACGGCCGUAUCUCUGGGAUUGAGCUGGAUCCUGACCCCUUUGUGCGGCACACCUUCUGGACCCUGGCCUUUGGGGGAGUCUUUAUGAUGCUCUCUUUAUAUGGUGUGAACCAAGCUCAGGUGCAGCGCUACCUCAGUUCCCGCACAGAGAAGACUGCUGUGCUCUCCUGCUAUGCCGUGUUCCCCUGCCAGCAGCUGGUCCUCUGCAUGAGCUGCCUCAUCGGCCUGGUCAUGUUCGCCUAUUACCAGGAGUAUCCCAUGAGUACCCAGCAGUCUCAGGCAGCUCCUGACCAAUUCGUCCUCUACUUUGUGAUAGACAUCCUGAAAGGUCUGCCAGGCCUGCCUGGGCUCUUUGUUGCCUGCCUCUUCAGUGGCUCCCUCAGCACCAUAUCCUCUGCUUUUAAUUCAUUGGCAACUGUUACGAUGGAAGACCUGAUUCAACCUUGGUUCCCUGAGUUCUGCGAGGCCCGGGCCAUCGUGCUUUCCAGAAGCCUUGCCUUUGGCUAUGGGAUACUUUGUCUUGGAAUGGCCUAUAUUUCUUCCCAUUUGGGAUCUGUGCUGCAGGCAGCAAUCAGCAUCUUUGGCAUGGUUGGGGGGCCACUGCUUGGACUCUUCUGCCUUGGGAUGUUCUUUCCUUGYGCCAACCCUCCUGGUGCCAUUGUGGGCCUGUUGGCGGGACUCAUCAUGGCCUUCUGGAUCGGCGUUGGGAGCAUAGUGACCAGCAUGAGCUCUAGCACUGCACCUUCACUUAAUGGGUCCAUCUUCAGCCUGCCCACCAAUCUGACCACCACUACUGUGACCACCCUGAUGACCUCAACCACCCUCUCUAAGCCCACAGGGCUGCAGCGAUUCUAUUCUCUGUCUUAUUUAUGGUACAGCGCUCACAACUCUACCACAGUUAUUGUGGUGGGCCUGACUGUCAGUCUGCUCACUGGGGGAAUGCGGGGCCGGCCCCUGAACCCUCGGACCAUUUACCCUGUGCUGCCAAGACUUCUCUCCCUCCUGCCCUUGUCCUGUCAGAAGCGGCUUUGCUGCAGAAGCCACAGCCAGGAUGUCCCCACGGACUGUGACCUGUUUCCGGAGAAGAAGAUGAAUGGGGUGCUGUGGGCCAGCAGAGACAAGGAGGAGAUGGCUCAGGAUGGCUCAGCCCACCAGGGCAGCAGCCCCACAUUUGUUCUCCAAGAGACCUCUCUAUGAUGGGGACAGAUCCCCACUGCCAGCCAGCRGUCGGAGUACACUAUAGUGCAGGGAUGGGACUGGGUGACUUUGUCUACACCAAAGGAUCUUGUUCUUAAAGGUUCUCACCUGCCAUGGAAAUUGUCCCAUUCCAGGUGGGUGAGAGGAGGGCAGAAUUUCUCCUCAUCCUUUGCCAGUCUGUUCUCUAGAGGACCAGGCUGCAGGGGGAAGGAUAGUGCAAUAAUGAGCAUAGGAGCAAAUCCUCUGGGAAAGGGAUAUGGCUUCUGAUUCAGCAUAGCCAGUAUCCUUUGGAGAAGUUAGAGACCAUACUUCUGGGGAAAAUUUUCCUGGGGCCCAAUUUGACAAGAUUGACCAGCUCYACCAGCUCCGCAUAGCUCAAAGCUCCUUAAAGGACAACUGUUCCCUUAUUAUUCCAUGUGGGCACCGAUUCUGUCAGCCACGGUGGGCCCUGUGAUCCCUUUCAGGUUGUCUGUGACUCCCAGACUCCUCGUUCUUGUGUGCCUAAUUUGUUCUUGAGAGGUUUUGAUGUCCCUGAGCCUCUCUGAAUAGGCAGAUGUGUUCAUCUGCUUUGUGUACAGUAGGCAGGUUUUCCACAUCACUGACCCACCCUAAAACACUGAAAUGGGCUUUUGGGGAUGGGCAAAUAUGGAUCCAAGGAACCAGGGCCGUAACCAGGUCCUCUGUGGAAUAUGCUAUCCUCAUCUCCAGAGCCAGGCACCCUGGUAUCAUUCUGUCAUUGAUACUCCUAUUUUCUUUUGGAGUUUCUUCCUCAUGUAUCUUUGUUCCUAGGGAAUAAAAAUUGCUGUUGCAUCUAGA